AUGUUUUUACAGACUCUCCGCCUAACUAUGCCAAGGAUGUUUUUGCACAUGAAACCGUCCCCCAUAACGAUAACAAGGGCCUGCACAGUGCCCAGCCUCCUAUCUGUUGCAGCUCCGCAACCAGCUCUUGUUGCAGCUAACAGACCUUUGGUUUUUAACAGAGGUUUCAAGGUCAGAACAUCUGUCAAAAAGUUCUGCAGUGAUUGCUACUUGGUAAGAAGAAAGGGAAGAGUAUACAUUUAUUGCAAGUCGAAUAAAAAACACAAACAGCGUCAAGGCUGA
Saccharomyces cerevisiae S288C is the source of this 282-nucleotide messenger RNA. It is a transcript of the gene RTC6, whose product is annotated as mitochondrial 54S ribosomal protein bL36m RTC6. Gene Ontology annotation, cellular component: mitochondrion; ribosome. The record is from RefSeq and is marked reviewed. Lineage: Eukaryota; Fungi; Ascomycota; Saccharomycetes; Saccharomycetales; Saccharomycetaceae. Gene Ontology annotation, biological process: translation. The transcript has a single exon. Gene Ontology annotation, molecular function: structural constituent of ribosome. The coding region runs from base 1 to 282 and encodes 93 amino acids.